CAGCAAGAAACCUCUGGGUCAUUAUUGAUGACCAACUGACCAAGUGACGCGUGAGCUUUUGUGUAGAUCCGGCCCAAAGGUAACAGUAGCAAACAGUAACCAUAACACUGCCCCUAGAGAGAGCAUUUCGUGUUUAUAUAGCAACUGACGGCCAUCGUAGGUUUGGGAAGGGGUGACUGAGGGGUAUUUAGUUAGAUGCAAUGUGCAUUCUUGCCGCUAGAUGUCACUAAAUCCCACACACUGUCAUUUUAGUAUAGGGCGGGUUAAGUGCACGAUUAAACGCUGUAAAAGGUCAAUAAAAAAAUUAUAAGAAAAAAUUAAAUAAAAGGUAAAGUUGUUUUUUUUGGGUCACUAAAUAAAUCGCCAUUGAAGGCUUAACCACAAAAAACACGGCCCACCACUGCUAAUAACAUUAUUUUCUGUAGACGAGAACGGGAACAGCACAUCUUCUAAGAUGAAGCAAUGUCGCCAUCAAAUGGUAGCAUUGCAAUACGGCCGAAAUGUGCUUGGUUAGUGCAAAGGAGUAAUAUAUUUUGGGGAAUGUGCUGGUCUACAGCUAAGUUUUUUUUUUUUUUUUUUUUGCGCAGUUCCGGGUAUGUUAAUUAAUGUUAAAAGUUUCCUUGACCCGCAAAUGUUUCAUUUGGCAGGGGCUACAUGGACAUUAAGGGACAUGUCAGUUUAUGCCUCAACCAGCCUAUUAACCAGCACAUUGGCUAGGUGCCUAAGGCAUACAAUCAUUUGAGAUAGGCUACUGAUAGCCUACUAUUGUAUGAUAUGCUCCUCUGAGAUCCCUUGAUCCUCCAACAGUAACCUGAUGACUUAUAUUCUUUACCAGACCAUCUGACAGCCUGAGUUAGGCCUAUCAGCAUUAUUUAUCAGCAUCGCAUUUCUGAAAUGAUCAUUCUCCCCUUCCUGUCCUAAAUCUAACUUGUGUGAAUAUGUGAAGCACUUUUUAAACUCGCUUGUCGUGCUGUAGCAUUACUAUUAGGCUCGGCGUAUCAGGUCUGCUAGCAGCAGGUGCAGGUAAUGUUGUUAUCAUUGAUAUUUAUGAUCUAUAAUAUAUAGGCUACGAUGGAAUGCAAGUGGUGCAGUGAUUUGCGCUCUUAAACACUUAAAUCAGUGACGAGGGAGAGUCUGCGCCUGUGUUGGCAGCAAUCAGAUUAUCUUACUGCCAUGGACCUACAGACGACAAGGGUUUGUGAGAUAUGUACUUCCUUCUCUUACGUCUGAGCAGCACAGUCUAAACUCCUCAUGCGCUGCUCGCAUCCGCUCAUUCUCAGUUCGCGUCGGACAGUAUUAGGAGCAGAGUUGACCUCCUGAACCCACCCAUGCGAGCAGAGAUCUGCGGCCAACAUAAAUCUCCCCAUCUGAUGGGGAGAGCACAGGCAACCCAUGGAGUGGCGUGACCUGAGCACUGGACAGAGCCACAAACAGCCCAGGCAUGUUGUGUGAUCGGGGGCCCUGACUUCGUUUCGCAACUGCUGUGGAGCUGCUUUUGGAUGUGUCUGUCGCAGACCUUCCUCUGCACCCGACUGAGGAAACUAGAUCCUCCAUUUUGAAGGGGGAUCAGAGGAGCCAUAUUGGCUUGACUUCAGAGCGCUGAGGACCGCUUUUGUUCUUUCUUUCUGUUUGUCUACCUUUCUUCUUUCUGUUUAUUAUAAGUUGUGUUUUUGCUCCUUCACAAAUAUAUACAGGCAAGCGUGCAAGUAUACACACACACACACACCCACACACACACACACACACACACACACACACACACACACACACACACACACACACACACACAGAUACAGUCUCAAUCCAUGUCUUAAUAUAAGCCUGCAAGCAGUUUGUCUCAGCACCUCCAAUCUGAGGCUAGCCACCGGGCCACCAUGAGUCUCCUGAGUGUGUGUGAGCAAGCGGUCCUCUCCUGCCUGCUCUGGUUGACCAUAGCCCCGGGACUGUUGCACGGUGAGUUCCACGUAGCCCGCGUGACGGACCACAGCCUGUGCAUCUGCCUGUGCGUACGUGAGCUCCCCCACUGCAGCGAGCCCGACUCCAGUGAGUGCAGCUGCAAGGACCACCCUCUCUCCUGGCUGCAGCGGGCCGAGGGCACCAGCCUGGUGCAGCGGCGCCGGUUCACCGUCUGGUACUCCUCGCCGCCCCACGUCGCCCUCUUGCUGCACAACGCGGAAGUGCGCCACUUGUCGCUGGUGAGGUGCUGGGCCCUGGCCGUGGCACCAGGCUGCGUGGCUGCCUCCGCCCUCUCUGCUGGUGCCACCGCCGCCACUGCCAAGCUGGCAUCUCCUGAGCACUUUGUGGUGCAGAGGCUGGAGAGGCUGACGAUGUGGCCGCCUGUCGGUCGAUCCGGGUCGAACCAGGACCUGUUUCUGGGAAGGGAGAUGGGCGCGCCGCACCACGAGGAGGCUCGCAUCGCUGUCAUAAACACCUCCGUGCUGGCAGGGGACCUCAAGCUCAGGGCCUACACGGUGAGCACCGGCUUGGAUGGUAACGGACUCCUGCCGUUCCCUAACCUACACACGCUGCCCCGCGAAGGGCUUCCGGACAGUUCCAGCAUAUUUGUGACCUUUCUCUAUUGAACGAAGCCAAAUGCUAUUGGCUGGAAAAGGAUUUUAAAAGAAGAAUUGUAAAAAUUGGGAUAUGACACAAUUGCAGAGUUUGUUUCUUUUAUAAAUGUAAUGUUGAUUGGGAGCUAUUUGAAUAAGCCAGCACUAAUAAACACUUUAAACUUUA
Clupea harengus (Atlantic herring) is the source of this 2736-nucleotide messenger RNA. RefSeq lists its product as uncharacterized. NCBI's taxonomy places the organism in Eukaryota, Metazoa, Chordata, Actinopteri, Clupeiformes, Clupeidae. The record is from RefSeq and is a predicted model, not a curated record.